Messenger RNA from Symbiodinium natans, 936 nucleotides. NCBI's taxonomy places the organism in Eukaryota, Dinophyceae, Suessiales, Symbiodiniaceae. The record is from the annotation of a GenBank genome assembly.
AUGGGCCGUGUGUUCUGCCGACUGCUUAACCUGGUGCUAUGUUGGUGGCUCUUUGGUUCCACAAACGCUGGUCGUGACGAUAACGAGACGAGGCCUGGUAUCUUUACACCACCAACCAGCAAAGCGCCACCAGCACAGGCCAGGGCACAGUACGAGGCUGAGUUGGAGCACCUGAUUACUCAGGAUGCAGAUGUCGCUGCCCUCUUUCCUCCUCAAGAUAUGGUGCAGCCGAUGGAGCAGGAGGAUGGUCCACCGAACAACCAGCUCCUUGCACUCGAGGGCUCCUCAUCGGCUUCGGCGACAAUGGCCACCCUGGAUGCUCCUGCCCACAUGGGAACUGACUCUGCCGCUGCCACUGGGGACGCCUUGGCCGUGUCUAUCGCCAGUGAAGAUGUGCAAGUGGUAACCCAGGACAUGCUGCGUCAGCUUCAAGAAACGGGCACAGUGGAGCAACAGGCUGGAUUGGCAGGCCCGCGCCCAGGUCUACUUUCAUGUGAAGACACGGGCGAAUGGCACUUCCUCAAUCUGUAUGGUGGUCUGACAGCACUGGUGUAUGGAGGCACCACGCCUCCGGAGGUCCCCUCUGCGCGCUCUGACAGUGAACAAGCUACGCUCACUGAAGAUCAAGCGGGCGCACCCACCACCCUGACCGAAUUGCAGGAGACGGUCCCCAAGCGAAGACGUCUGCCACGCCCAUUGCACCUACGACCCGGAGGCAGGAUCCUUGCUCCACACAGCCAGACAUACCAUAUAAACCAGCGGCUGAUCAAUCGGUGGCAGGACACCCACCGGCACAACCUGCAGCACACCGGGCAGCUGCAGAAUAGGUCCAACAGGAACAUCGUGGGCGUUUGCGGCCACCGCACCCCAGGGUAUGCGGACACCGCACCACAGGCAGGAAACCAGCGCUAUGCUUUCGCUUUCACCCGCAUUUAA